GCUGUGGUUUUUACUGACAUCAAUUAUACUGCAAUCGAGUUCAGUGACUACUGUCAUAAUCAUCAGCCACCUAUUGCUUUUAUAAAGACAGAAGUAAGAGGUCUUUGUAGUGCUUUCUGUGAUUUUGGACCUGCAUUCACUGUAGUCGAUGUUGACGGUGAAGAGCCUCAUACCGGAAUUAUUGCAUCUAUCAGUAACGACAACCCUGCUCUUGUGGCAUGUGUGGAUGAUGAAAGGCUUGAGUUUCAGGAUGGGGAUCUGGUUGUAUUCUCAGAAGUCCGAGGAAUGACUGAACUAAAUGAUGGAAAGCCAAGAAAAGUAAAAAAUGCACGUCCUUACUCCUUCACCCUUGAAGAAGAUACAACUAGUUAUGGUGCAUAUGAGAGAGGUGGUAUUGUAACUCAGGUGAAACAGCCCAAGGUGCUGAACUUCAAGCCGCUGAAGGAGGCAUUAAAAGAUACUGGUGAUUUCCUUCUUUCUGAUUUCUCCAAGUUUGACAGACCCCCUCUUCUGCAUUUGGCAUUCCAAGCAUUAGAUAAGUUUGUGUCUGAAACGGGGCGCUACCCAGUUGCUGGUUGUGAAGAGGAUGCACAGAAGUUGAUUUCUAUAACCAGUAACAUGAACGAAAGCCAAGGUGAUGGCAAAUUGGAUGAUAUUAAUCCUAAGCUUCUUAGACACUUUGCUUUUGGUGCUAGAGCUGUCCUGAAUCCUAUGGCUGCCAUGUUUGGUGGCAUUGUCGGGCAGGAGGUUAUGAAGGCAUGCUCUGGGAAGUUUCAUCCUCUUUUUCAGUUCUUUUACUUUGACUCCGUAGAAUCGCUUCCUACUGAGCCUAUUGAUCCCAGCGACUUCCGACCCUUGAAUAGCCGCUAUGAUGCCCAGAUUUCAGUGUUUGGGUCUAAGCUUCAAAAGAAACUAGAAGAUGCAAAAACUUUUGUUGUUGGAUCUGGUGCUUUAGGCUGUGAAUUUCAAAAUUUGGCUCUCAUGGGAGUUUCAUGUGGAUCAUCUGGAAAAUUGACAAUUACUGAUGAUGAUGUGAUAGAGAAGAGUAACCUAAGUAGGCAAUUCCUCUUCCGGGAUUGGAACAUUGGGCAGCCAAAAUCCACUGUUGCUGCUUCUGCUGCUUUGGCAAUUAAUUCUCAGUUUCAUAUAGAAGCUUUACAAAAUCGUGUUGGCUCGGAGACUGAGAAUGUUUUCCAUGAUGCUUUCUGGGAGAAUCUCAGUGUUGUGAUCAAUGCCCUGGACAAUGUAAAUGCCAGACUUUAUGUUGACCAGAGGUGCUUAUAUUUCCAGAAACCACUUCUGGAGUCUGGAACUUUGGGUGCCAAAUGUAAUACUCAAAUGGUCAUUCCCCACCUGACGGAAAACUAUGGUGCUUCCCGUGACCCCCCAGAGAAACAAGCACCAAUGUGCACUGUGCACUCCUUCCCGCAUAACAUUGAUCACUGUUUGACAUGGGCCCGGUCAGAAUUUGAGGGAUUGCUAGAAAAGACACCGGCUGAAGUGAAUGCAUAUCUAUCUAAUCCUGCUGAGUAUGCCUCUGCAAUGAGAAAUGCUGGCGAUGCUCAAGCAAGGGACAACUUGGAACGUGUAAUUGAGUGUCUUGACAGGGAGCGAUGUGAAUCUUUCCAAGAUUGUAUUUUGUGGGCUCGUCUAAAGUUUGAAGACUAUUUUGCAAACAGGGUGAAGCAGUUAGCUUUCACAUUCCCCGAGGAUGCUGCAACAAGCACUGGUGCACCUUUCUGGUCAGCCCCAAAGAGGUUUCCUCGUCCCCUGCAGUUUUCUACCUCUGAUCCCAGCCAUCUUCACUUUAUUAUGGCUGGAUCCAUCCUGCGAGCAGAGACAUUCGGCAUCCCUAUAGCUGACUGGGUGAAGAACCCCAAGAAACUGUCAGAGGCUGUUGAUCAAGUCAUUGUCCCUGAUUUCCAGCCAAGAAGUGGCAAAAUUGUAACUGAUGAGAAAGCUACUAGUCUUGCUACUGCUUCCGUGGAUGAUGCUGCUGUUAUUAACGAUUUAAUUGUGAAGCUUGAGAAAUGUUGCCAGGCAUUACCACCAAACUUCAGGAUGAAACCGAUCCAAUUUGAGAAGGACGACGACACCAACUAUCACAUGGACCUGAUCGCAGCACUUGCAAACAUGAGGGCAAGAAAUUAUAGCAUUCCUGAAGUGGACAAGCUGAAAGCCAAAUUCAUUGCUGGGAGGAUCAUUCCAGCCAUUGCAACUUCCACAGCAAUGGCCACCGGCUUGGUGUGCCUCGAGCUGUAUAAAGUAAUCGAUGGGUCCCACAAGGUAGAAGAUUAUCGCAACACAUUUGCGAACCUUGCUCUCCCGCUAUUCUCCAUAGCAGAACCAGUGCCUCCCAAGGUUGUUAAACAUCAGAACAUGAGCUGGACCGUGUGGGACAGAUGGAUCAUAAAGAACAAUCCAACUUUGAGGGAACUGCUCAAAUGGCUUUCCGACAAAGGACUGAAUGCCUACAGCAUUUCUUUCGGAAGUUGCCUGCUCUACAACAGCAUGUUCCCUCGACACAAGGACCGGAUGGACAAGAAGAUCUCAGACCUUGUACGGGAUGUAGCCAAGGUAGAGCUGCCACCGUACCGCAACCACGUGGAUGUCGUUGUGGCAUGCGAGGAUGAAGACGACAAUGAUGUUGAUAUUCCCCAAAUAUCCAUCUACUUCGCUGAUCGCUCAGAAACUAGGAGACCUUUAUCCUUUGAACUCCCUUCCCUUCCCUUCUGA
This is a messenger RNA of Salvia splendens (bonfire salvia), 2736 nucleotides long. RefSeq names its product ubiquitin-activating enzyme E1 1-like. The record is from RefSeq and is a predicted model, not a curated record. Lineage: Eukaryota; Viridiplantae; Streptophyta; Magnoliopsida; Lamiales; Lamiaceae. Gene Ontology annotation, cellular component: nucleus; cytoplasm. Gene Ontology annotation, biological process: protein ubiquitination; ubiquitin-dependent protein catabolic process; DNA damage response. Gene Ontology annotation, molecular function: ubiquitin activating enzyme activity.